UAUUUACAAAACAGGCUGUCAAUGUCAGGAACCUUCAAAUUAUCCCUUCUCCCUGCGGUACUUCGGAAGCUUUUCCGUAGGAAAACAAACGAAAUGGAGAAUAACGUGAAUAUCCAUCCCCAAGAUGAAGAAAUCAUUGACUGGCGGGACGAGGCAAUUGCAAUAAUCAACGACGUAAAGCCGCAUGUGAGCGAGGUGUUCAUAUCAGAGAAAUUGGAGUCGAACAAUUUCCAUAUCUUCCUUAAUCUCCGGACACUCGAAAACAGGAAGUGCUGCGUGAAAGUGAGCGGCUCCGGGUUCCAGAUAGCUGGCGAAGAAUAUGACACCACUGAUGCAUUGACGGAAAAUCCAGAGGAUGUGUUUGAGACGCCUUACGCCCUGCUAACGACAAUCAGUGAAGGUUAUGUCCAGUCAUUCGCGAGUAAGCUCGCGGAGCGAAUGAACGCUUUGGCGUGAUGUUCUUUCCUUUAACCCCAGUCGGAGCAGGUCGCACGUUCUUGGUUCAUAUUGCCAGACUUCCCAUUUUUACAAGCUACAGUACAAUUUAUCAAUAUUUGUGUGACAGUUAAUGCAAGUAUUAACAUCUACAAAUGAAUAUAAAAGUAUUAAAAAUGUAA
Messenger RNA from Hermetia illucens (black soldier fly), 617 nucleotides. RefSeq lists its product as uncharacterized. Gene Ontology annotation, biological process: regulation of canonical Wnt signaling pathway. Lineage: Eukaryota; Metazoa; Arthropoda; Insecta; Diptera; Stratiomyidae. Gene Ontology annotation, molecular function: kinase regulator activity; protein kinase A binding. The coding region runs from base 22 to 456 and encodes 144 amino acids. The record is from RefSeq and is a predicted model, not a curated record. Gene Ontology annotation, cellular component: cytoplasm. The transcript has a single exon.